CGUCGCAUUGUCUUUUUCCUCCAUUCUUCUCUUCCUCUUCUUUAUUGUUUUUUUUCCUCUCUUUUUAAUAUAUGAACUGAUCCGCAAAGAGCAUCUUUUGGAAAGGAGGGACUCCGACAGACUGGCACAGGCUGGAGCAUUGCCAAGGCUGCUCGAAAAUUGGGAAGGUUGCCAUGCUGGAAGCAAAAGAGAGUCAGAGACAGAAGGAAGGGGGGUAAACGGAAAAAAAAAAGAAAGAAACGCCAAGACUUGGCACAGCUCAGUCAAAUCGGUUCCUUUUGUCUCCUGUUCUUCGCUUCAGGAAAGAAAACCUAUUCUGGGCUAAAAAGGCAAACUUUUUUUUUUUUUUUUUUGCUUAAAGCUGUCAAACUUGGAAGGCUUUUGAAAUCUCUCGGGCUUUUCCGGAUCCAUGUUCGACACAGUUUUGUCUGAUUUAUCAAAGUUAACGAAUGCCCCCCCAACAUUAUCGUACUUUCUAAUUAUUUUGUCUUUCAUUUGGUUCUUUGAGAACAGUUGUUCUUUUUUUUUUUCUGUUUUGUUUCAUCGUUUUACCACGAAUCUCUCGGAAACGGCGGCUCGGCACUUUGUACACAAGAGCAUUUUUCAGUAUUGUGUGCAAGGCAGAAAAUGUUUCCUUUUAUUUUUGUUUUUAAAUGGAUCCUUUGCAAAAGCACUGCAAAAGAGUUGGAAUUUACAUUAAUUGUGGGUUUUUAUCCCAUCUCCUAAAGCAACUUGGCAAAGAAUUUGGCCCAGAAAGAACGGGAAGGAGGCAGUGUUAUUUGUGCUUAACCUUGUGCCUGCUCCUCGCUGUGCUCGGGAAGCAACAGUUCCUUAGCGUGGCUGCUCUGUGGGCUGCCUGAUAUCAGAAGCUCUUUAUCUACCCUGCAAUUAGCCAAGACCCGAAUUGGCAGUGCGAGACCCUCUAUCUGCACCUGAAGGGCAAACAUACCAUCUAAACAUCAUGUCAGUGGCAAGUCCAUGGUCGAACCUUUCCCAGAGGGAACACAAAUGGCAAUAUUCGGUAUGGGCUGCUUUUGGGGAGCAGAAAGAAAGUUCUGGAGACAAAAAGGGGUCUACUCCACCCAAGUUGGCUAUUCUGGAGGUUACACACCCAACCCGCUGUAUGAAGAAGUCUGCUCAGGACGGACGGGACAUGCAGAAGUGGUUCGAGUUGUCUACGAGCCAGAAAGCAUCAACUUUGAGAAAUUGAUCAAGGUCUUCUGGGAGAAUCAUGACCCGACACAAGGAAUGCGCCAGGGUAACGAUGUUGGCACCAUGUACCGCUCUGCAAUCUACACCUACACUAAGGAGCAAACAGAGGCAGCUUUAAAGUCCAGAGAAGAUUACCAAAAGGAGCUGAGUGCCCACGGCUAUGGACAAAUCACCACGGAAAUCAGUGAAGCAAAGAACUUCUACUACGCUGAGGAUUAUCACCAGCAGUACCUGAGCAAGAUCCCAAACGGCUACUGCGGAAUGGGGGGCACUGGAGUUACCUGCCCUAUCGGCCUCAAAUAGCAGCUGUCUGUAUAUGGCAUUAGGGCACCCUUAGUCACGUGACAAAUGUCUAUCUACCUCCACUAUGGUCAAUAGGUCUUCCAUGUUCCCAAGCUAAUAGCCAAAUAUGGCAUGUUUAAUGUGAUGUCACAAGUGGCAUUAUUUUCUUCAGGACUCUGUCUGCUUUUUACCAACGUUAAUGGAACCCGUGUGCCUUUCUCAUAGCUGUUGCCUUUGGUUACAAUGUGACGUCAAUCAUGAUUUUUAUCUGCAGUUGUCCUAGGGAAAAAGGCAAAAUAAAAUGCCACUUGUGACAUCACUCAUGUAUUUAGUGUUUAUUUCUUGCAUUUGUCAGAAUGCACUGGAAUGGAAGCUGCUAAUUUGAGGCAUCAGUAAAACAUCACCAUCUCCACCUAGUGGUCAUAAGGUGGAGCUGUUCUGCUGAAUUCUAUGCAGUUGGCCUCAGCAGAGCAAACCAAUAUGGCAGCUUACAGUCAUUAGUACAGUAUAAUACACAGUAAACGCGGCUCAAUAAAACAAGUUAUAUUUGAUCUUUAGUCUUUUUUCCUCUUUUAAAUAUCUAGAGAUAGGUUCAGUCGAUUUGGUGGCAAAUCAUUGUUGUGAGAUCUGGAAUUUUGGGUAAAAGCACCUCGAUUGUUUCAUAGAAUAACAAUGUACCAAUAAAACUAUCCUUCCCUCUUC
Molecule: messenger RNA, 2196 nt
Organism: Xenopus laevis (African clawed frog)
Lineage: Eukaryota; Metazoa; Chordata; Amphibia; Anura; Pipidae
Gene: msra.L
Product: methionine sulfoxide reductase A, gene 1 L homeolog
Exons: 6
Coding region: 979-1515 (178 amino acids)
Biological process (GO): cellular response to oxidative stress
Cellular component (GO): cytoplasm
Molecular function (GO): peptide-methionine (S)-S-oxide reductase activity; L-methionine (S)-S-oxide reductase activity
Source: RefSeq, a predicted model, not a curated record